AAAGUAGAUCCCCUCGUGCUUUCAUUUAUUCAAGAAAUACAAAAUCCCCUUUUCUUUUUUUUUUUCUUUCUUUUUUGUUUCUUCUUUCUAUAAAAUAUAUAAUCAAAAAAGAUAAAAUGGGAGCUCAAGCAGUCGAUUAUCGAGUGUCAACACUGAUUGUGCUAUGUAAAGAUUGUGGACAAGACGUUGGAUUAUACCCAGCUCGUCAUAAAUGUGGUCCGAUUGAAAGACCUGCUAUGCCUACAUUACCAAGCCAAUAUCAAAAAUCACCACCACCUUUACAAUUGAACGCAAGAACUAUUUCUUCAGGCUCUGCGUCCUCCACUACCUCGUCUUCCACUAGUCCCAGCUUUAGCUCGGUGGAACAGACACCUUCCAAAUGGUCAUCCCGAUUAGCGAAAUCUUCCGCUCAUCCAGACCACGCUGAAACAGAAGAGUCUAUUUAUUUCAAUAACUUUGCCUCCAAUUUACCUGAGGACCAGCCUGCCACCGGUAAAAAACUAUGGGGAAAGGUCAAGCAGAAUGAAAAAUGGAAACAGCUGGGUGAAAAAAAUGAGAAACCUAAACAAUCCGGUAAAUUAUGGGGAAAAUUAAUGCAAGCUACACAAACUAUGGCUGAUAAAAUUCCAAGCCGUGAUGAUCGUGGUGCAGAUUCUGAUGAAGAUGAUUGGGAAGGAGAAACUCACGUGUCCAGAAUUCUUCGGGAAUAUUACGAAAAGAAACGUUUGCGCUUACCAGAAUGGUUAUUUGAUGGUGAUACACCUAGAGUGGCCAGAAAAAAGUCAGUUGUUCAACACCAAGAUCUAUAUGCAGAUAGCAAUGGACCUGUAAGAACUCCUUCAAGAAGAAGAUUAUGGGAACAAAACCCUUCCGACCCUAAAAAUAUAUCAAGCAGAGAAAGAGAACGACAAGAAUUGAGACAAGCACAACCUCCUCCUCCUCCUGUACCUUCCAAUGCAAGAAACGAUCGUUAUCACGAGGAGGAAGAUCGUUAUCAAAGAGAUAACAACUAUAGAGAUGCAAGAUCAUCAAACCGUUACCAAGAGCCACAAGUUGACAACUAUCAACGUCCCUAUGACGACCAACCAAAGAGUCCAAACAGACGUUAUUACAACGAUCAACCGCCACCACCAUCUUCCACAGCAGCGCCUAGAAGCGAGCGAAGUGCUAGGGGAUAUCUACAACGUGAUCCACCACCACAAAGAGUAACUGCUGCUCAUCAUCAGCAAUACGACCGAGAAAAUGAUUUGGAUGAUUAUUAUUAUAAUAACGACAGUGCAAGAGAUCGACAUCCUCCUCCUAGAAGAGAACCUUCACUAAGAACUGGUGGUCGUCGAUAUGGCAAUGAUCCUAGUUACUUUUAAACUCAAUGUACGUUCCCCCGCCCUUUUUUUUUUUUUCUUUCAGCUAUAUUCCCCCCCCCCCUUCUUCUUCUUUUUUUACUGUGUGUAAUAACCUCCCUAUUUCUUAAUGCAAAACCUAUCCUCUUUUAUUGAAAAUCUAAAUUUUAUUACUCUCUAAAAAAUGUACUAUAUAUUUAUAUUGGCUCCCUUUAUUAUUAAUAAAUUAUCAUAAUCUCCAUUUA
Mucor mucedo is the source of this 1585-nucleotide messenger RNA. RefSeq lists its product as uncharacterized. The record is from RefSeq and is a predicted model, not a curated record. Lineage: Eukaryota; Fungi; Mucoromycota; Mucoromycetes; Mucorales; Mucoraceae. Bases 117 to 1364 code for a protein of 415 amino acids. The transcript is spliced from 3 exons.